AUGUACGACUUCACCAGGAGACGUCGCUUCAAGCGCCAGGACUGGCUCGGAGUGGCAAUGUCUGACGUGGUCCCCCAGGCGGUGCGCCCUGCGACCUCUUCCGAUCGCAAGCGUCCUCGUCAUGAUUUGUCCGAUCUAGAGCACAGAGCACCGGUGGCGAAAAAAGCCAAAUCUGGCUCCUUCGCUAGCAAGACCCUCAACUAUCUGCCCUUGCCGGCGGUUGGGGAGGAAGCGCUAACCGUAGGGCCGCAAUCCGGCGCGAGCUCUGCCUUGGGUGGCGACCCGGGUUUACGAUCAAGUAACAACGCUGGGGAAGGGAGAAGUAGCGCUACAGCGCCUCGGCAGGUCCACUUAGAACCAAAUAAGGAGAUACUCAGUAGUGCCAGCAUGGUCGCAGCCCAGCCGAUACCUCCAGCGGUAAAGGCUAGAACCGAACAUAGUAUGCACGGAGGAGAGCACGCUGACUCCGUGGCGUCGGCAUCAGACGAAGACAACUGGAUGGUCCCACGAAAGCGGAAGAUUCGGGGCAACGAAGCUCAGUGUACGUGGUACGCGCACUCAGGCGACUCUCGCAUCACCGCGCCUCAGCGCGUGAAUCCGCGUGAAACGGUGGAUAUCGGGACACUGUAUCUGUACUGGAUUGGCACCCGCACCGAGCAGCUCGACAAGCGCACUAUCCAAAUUUGGAUGUGGGACGUUUCAAAGGAUGACUCAAGGGCAUGGCGCGCCAUUUCUGCGUACCCGAACCAUCCUCUCUACCCUGGGCUUACGCUGUCGUUCACUCCUGCAGCUGAACCAGCGUGGAUUAAGCCGGUGACAGCGCGCCGCCCACGAGCACUUCCGCGCAUACUGGUGAAUUAA
Messenger RNA from Fomitopsis serialis, 861 nucleotides. RefSeq lists its product as uncharacterized. Bases 1 to 861 code for a protein of 286 amino acids. The record is from RefSeq and is a predicted model, not a curated record. The transcript has 4 exons. NCBI's taxonomy places the organism in Eukaryota, Fungi, Basidiomycota, Agaricomycetes, Polyporales, Fomitopsidaceae.